AAGGUCUCUCCCCUUGUCCUUCCCCUGUCAGGAGUCAUGCCCCCAUAAGCCCCAAAACGUCAUGCUCCACUUCCAUGAGAAUGGCAGAAUCUCCACAAUCCAACUCCACCUUCCUACGUCCAACCUUCUUCCUAUUGACUGGCAUUCCAGGACUAGGGGGUUCCCAGGUCUGGCUGACACUGGUCUUUGGGCCCAUGUAUCUGCUGGCCCUUCUGGGCAAUGGAGCACUGCUGGCAGUGGUGCGGAUAGACACUAGCCUGCACCAGCCCAUGUUCCUACUCCUGGCCACACUGGCAGCCACAGACCUGGGCUUAGCUACAUCUAUAGCCCCAGGGCUGCUGACUGUGCUUUGCCUUGGGCCCCGGCCUGUACCAUAUGCUGCCUGCCUGGUUCAGAUGUUCUUUGUACAUGCGCUGACUGCCAUGGAAUCUGGUGUACUGUUGGCCAUGGCCUGUGAUCGUGCUGUGGCCGUCGGGCGUCCACUGCAUUAUCCUAUCCUAGUCACCAAAGCCCGUGUGGGCUAUGUAGCCCUGGCACUGGUACUGAAAGCUGUGGCUAUUGUUGUACCUUUCCCGCUUUUGGUAGCACGAUUUGGGCACUUUCGAGCUAAAACUAUAGGCCAUGCCUACUGUGCACAUAUGGCAGUGGUAGAACUGGUGGUGGGAAACACACGGGCAAACAACUUAUACGGGCUGGCCCUUUCGCUCGCCGUGUCAGGUUUGGAUAUUCUGGGCAUCACUGGUUCCUAUGGGCUCAUUGCCCAUGCUGUGCUGCGACUGCCUACCCGGGAGGCCCGGGCCAAGGCCUUUGGUACGUGUAGUUCCCAUAUCUGCGUCAUUCUGGCCUUCUAUGUGCCUGGUCUCUUCUCCUACCUCACACACCGCUUUGGUCGUCACACAGUGCCAAAGCCCGUCCACAUCCUUCUCUCUAAUAUCUACUUGCUGCUGCCACCUGCGCUCAACCCCCUCAUCUAUGGAAUCCGCACCAAGCAAAUCAGGGACCGGCUCCUAGAAACCUUCACAGCCAGAAAAGGCCAGUUCUAAUGG
Messenger RNA from Chrysochloris asiatica (Cape golden mole), 1046 nucleotides. Its product is annotated as olfactory receptor 52W1-like. Gene Ontology annotation, molecular function: G protein-coupled receptor activity; olfactory receptor activity. Bases 75 to 1043 code for a protein of 322 amino acids. The record is from RefSeq and is a predicted model, not a curated record. Gene Ontology annotation, cellular component: membrane. The transcript has a single exon. Gene Ontology annotation, biological process: G protein-coupled receptor signaling pathway. Lineage: Eukaryota; Metazoa; Chordata; Mammalia; Afrosoricida; Chrysochloridae.